AUGUUCGGUCCCAGCGGAAAGAAUGCUGCUUUGGAGGGUGAGUCAUAUGAUAUUGCUAGUUACCUGAUAGGACGCGCCCAGCGGCUCAUUCAUGCAAUAGGUGCCAUCGUGUCGCUAUACAAUGUUGGCCAGGCCAUCGGCACCUUUGCCGCAGGCUAUUCAGCCAACAAGUUCAGUAGAAGAUGGACCAUUUGUGCUAGUGCAGUGAUUGCAAUCGUCGGUGCUAUUCUGCAGACUGCCGCCGUCAACGCCGGGAUGAUGAUCGCAGGAAGGUUCCUCGCGGGAGUAGGCUGUGGAAUCCUCUUGGCGGUUGUACCAGUCUAUAUCGCUGAAGUGUCUCCUCCUCAGCAACGUGGAAUGAUCGUUGGUCUGCAGGGGUUUAUGAUUGCGAUUGGUUUCUUCAUAGCCAAUUGGGUCGGCUAUGGAGGUGCAUAUGCCAAAGACGAUGCACAAUGGCGUAUUCCCUUGGCCAUGCAAAUUCCUGGUCCCAUGGCCUUGACUGUCGGGUGCUGCUUUAUUCCGUAUAGCCCACGCUGGCUGGUCCAGCAGGAACGUUACGAAGAAGCGCGCGCAGUCUUAGAAAAGCUGUAUGUCUCUGAGGACGGCGAAGAUCCGGUCUCUCGAGAACUCGCUCAAAUCCGAGAGCAGAUACAAGCGGAGGCCGAACAAGGGACAAGCUUCAGAUCAGCCAUCACAAGCCUUUUCUCGCCUCGUUAUUUGCACCGCACCCUGAUGGCCUGCUUCAUCCUCAUCAUGGGCCAGUUCAGCGGUUCCUCCGUCAUUCAAAACUAUCAAAGCACUUUCUAUGCAACAGUCGGUUUCACUGGAAAGACCUCGCUCUUGAUCAGUGGUAUCUAUGGCAUCAUGGGUGUCCUUGGUCAGGUCAUCUAUCUCUUCUUCGCUGCCGAUAAAUGGCCUCGCACACGCACGCUGUGGGUUGGCUCGAUCUUUCUGUGCGUGAUGAUUGCUAUUUGUAUGGCUUUGUCUGCCAGGUACGGUGACCAAAGCAGUGACAACCUCAACGGUGCACGCGCGGCAAUCGCUAUGAUUUUCCUGUACUCCUGUGGGUAUGCUGUGUUUUUCAACGCAACCAUCUGGGUGGUACCUUCCGAGCUUUUCCCGUUUUUCCUUCGGUCGACCGGAAUGGGAUUGGCGGUGUUCUGCAAAUCAGUAUCAGCCAUCAUUCUAUCACAGAUCACGCCGACUGCCAUGCAAAAUGUCAGCUGGAGAUAUUACGCGCUAUUCAUUGCCACCAACUUUGUGGCUGCCUUUGUGUACUUCUUUCUGCUCCCGGAAACCGGUGGCAAGACAUUGGAAGAAGUCGCCGAGUUAUUUGGAGAUACUCUCGCAACGGAUCCUCCGAAGCAAAUCGAUGACCCGGACGACAAAGAAGCCUCCAAGAAGCAGGCUACCUUGGAGACGAGUGAUCCCAGGUCUUCUCAUGUAGAAAGAGUUGUCUAA
Messenger RNA from Aspergillus melleus, 1461 nucleotides. RefSeq names its product sugar porter family MFS transporter. The record is from RefSeq and is a predicted model, not a curated record. The transcript has 3 exons. Gene Ontology annotation, cellular component: membrane. Bases 1 to 1461 code for a protein of 486 amino acids. Gene Ontology annotation, biological process: carbohydrate transport; transmembrane transport. Gene Ontology annotation, molecular function: carbohydrate:proton symporter activity. Lineage: Eukaryota; Fungi; Ascomycota; Eurotiomycetes; Eurotiales; Aspergillaceae.